Messenger RNA from Neocloeon triangulifer, 3337 nucleotides. RefSeq names its product poly(A) polymerase type 3 (gene hrg). The transcript is spliced from 14 exons. NCBI's taxonomy places the organism in Eukaryota, Metazoa, Arthropoda, Insecta, Ephemeroptera, Baetidae. Gene Ontology annotation, cellular component: nucleus. The record is from RefSeq and is a predicted model, not a curated record. The coding region runs from base 267 to 2129 and encodes 620 amino acids. Gene Ontology annotation, molecular function: poly(A) RNA polymerase activity; RNA binding.
AAAAAUGAACGCAUGAAGAAGUCUUGUCUUGAAGCGCCAUGUUUAGCGUUUAGCUUUUUGGCAGUUGUUUUCCUUCAGUCGGUGUUACGAAAUUCUAUAAAAAUUUUAAGCAACUUUUGGCAAUAAUUUCCGUAACUGCGGUCCCCCGUUCACCAAACAUGGAGCCGACCAUGUCAAUAACGGUAUGUAACGAUGAGAAAGUGACUCGCUAAACCCGGCAGCCAAUAACAUGUUCAUGAAGUGCAACGGCCACAAAGAUUGCCAGAAUGUCGACAAGCAACUCCCAGAGCCAGUCUGCCUCCCAGCAGAAGACUCUUGGCAUGACCUCUGCCAUCAGCCAAGCCCUUCCCAAGGCCAUCGACCUCCAGAGAACCAAGGAACUGGAGGAAGCCCUCAAGCCCUAUGAUGUGUUUGAGACGGAGGCGGAACUCGACCAUCGAAUGCAAAUAUUGAGCAAGCUCAAUAAUCUGGUCAAAGAAUGGAUAAAGCAUGUAUCGAUACAGAAGAACAUGCCCCCAAAUGUUGCAGAACAAGUUGGUGGGAAAAUUUACACAUUUGGUUCUUAUCGGCUCGGGGUGCACCAGAAGGGUGCUGAUAUUGACGCCCUUUGCGUGGCUCCUCGUCAUGUAGAGCGAUCAGAUUACUUUUCAUCAUUCUUUGAACUACUCAAGGCCCAGCCCGAAGUUUCCGAUCUCAGAGCGGUUGAGGAUGCCUUCGUACCUGUGAUCAAGAUGGAAUUUGAUGGAGUUGAAAUAGACAUGCUGUUUGCUCGGCUGGCUCUCAGGGAAAUCCCCGACGACAUGGAUUUGCACGCCGACACUUUGCUGCGGAAUUUGGAUCAAAAAUGCGUGAGAAGCCUUAACGGCUGUCGAGUCACAGAUGAAAUCCUUAGACUGGUCCCUGACAAAGAUUCCUUCAGGUUGACCCUUCGCGCUAUAAAACUGUGGGCAAAAAGACAUGGUAUUUACAGCAACGCUUUAGGAUUUCUAGGUGGUGUUUCGUGGGCCAUGUUGGUGGCUCGAACUUGCCAACUCUAUCCCAACGCAGCACCGGCCACUCUCGUCAGCAAAUUUUUCCUUGUAUUCUCACAAUGGAAGUGGCCGCAGCCCGUUCUCCUCAAGCAACCCGACUCUGUCAACCUUGGGUUCCCUGUUUGGGAUCCUAGAGUCAAUGUGGCUGACCGCUUCCACCAAAUGCCCAUCAUCACUCCUGCGUACCCACAACAAAAUUCGACAUUCAACGUGUCUCUCUCCACGAGGACCAUCAUGCAAGAAGAGUUCAAAAAGGGUUUGCAAAUCACCGACGACAUAAUGCAGGGAAAGUCCACCUGGGAUGCGCUCUUUGAGCCUCCAAAAUUCUUCCUCAAAUACAAGCACUUCAUUGUUCUGCUUGCCUCUGCGAAUAGUGCAGAGGAUUUGCUAGAAUACACCGGCUUGAUUGAGUCAAAAAUUAGGCAUUUGAUAGGCAAUCUGGAGCGAAACAAAUUCAUCACCAUUGCUCACAUCAACCCAAAAAGCUACUCACCACCCGAAGAUACAGUUCCGGAAAAAUUCUGCAACAUGUGGUUCAUUGGCUUAGAGUUUGCGAAGACCGAAAACCUAAACAUAGACUUGACUGUUGAUAUUAAAGCAUUCACUGACAUGGUUGAUAGGCAAGCUCAGAAAAUGGGAAAGGAUGGUGUAAAGAUAGAUGCUAAAUACGUAAAGAGGAAACAACUCAACCAGUAUUUGCCUGUCUCAGUGACUGGCGCUUUGAAGCGAGAACGAAAGUCAAGCACGAGUUUGGUGAAUUCUCACCUCAAUGGCAGCACCGACAAUGCCAAUGCUGCAUCGAGUCCGAGCCCAGCGAAACGAAGAAAGUCCGAGGGCAGCAUCGACGGUCCGAUCACAAACAAUCGUACUGGAAACGGAAAUGGCAACGGCGAACUAAUGGUUUUACGCGGAGGCGACGACUCCAAUUCCAUCUUAGACGACUCGUCCAACUUGUCCCUGGUACAGGAGUCGCAGGAUUUGAAUGGACGUCCCCUGGACUCGAGCAUGGAAGCAGCCGCCUUGGCAAGCGUUACUGGCCAUGCAGAGCAGCAGGCCAGUGAGCAGCCGGCGGCUAAGGAGGCGAGUGUCUGUUCGUAGUUGGUAAGUUUGGAUUUCAGGAGGGUAAAAGACACCUCUGGACCCUCACUUACUAAUAAUCACAACAUUCAAGUGACAUCUUGUGUAAAUAUCACUUAGUUUCGGUGUUCAAUGAUUUUAAUCAAUUGCGCCUGGGGAUUUUCAUCUAGAUUUUUUUAUCGGAGGAAAGUUGACGUAGGCUGAAGUAUUUGCGGCAUAGAUAGUGCGGCUGAUAAAUUAAAUAUUAUUUCAAUUUUUUUAACAAAUGGAAGAAUUGUCUUUUGUUUUACUGAUAAGGUCAAACUUAUACCAUUAUGAUCAACAUAGCCUGCGUCUCUGUCAUAUUUUUUUAUGAGACCUGGCACCUUUUAAUAUGCAAACUCGGCCAAAACGCAAUCAAGCUGUUUAUUUUUCCACUGCGACUGUUUCUUGUAAUUUUUCCAAUCGGGUUUUAAUUACGUACUGUAGUUUUUUUCUUUUGCAGCGUUGGCCGAUGUACUUCUUGUAAUUUAGUCGCAAUCGGAAAUGAAUCGACAGACAAUUAUAAAUAAUGAAAUGUCUGUCUUUGGAACUAGCAUUUUCCAAUUUUGAUUUGGUGACCUAUUAUAACGUUUGAAUUUUUUAUCAUUAAUGUGCAAUUUGCCCUGUCAAAUAGAAAAGAAUAAAUUUUUGACCAUCAUAACAGGUCAGAAGAAUGGAAAGUAAAUUGUUCGCAUUAAUUCCUCACUGGACAGGUUCAAGAAAAAUAAAUCAAUGUGCAGACAAAGCAUUCAUUCGAAAUGCCGCGACGGGAAUUUAAAUAGGGGUGUAAAAGUAAUACUUACAAUUAAUUAUCAACCGAUCGCAAUUAUUGCACAUAAACACUUGAAUAGUUGAAGAUUCCGUGACAAAAAUUAGCUGACUUUUCGUCGUUUCAUUUUUUUUAUAAGUGUGGUUGGAGUUGUAGAGAUUUGGCCACUCAUUUGUAACCAUUUUUAAACGACGCAUUUUAUUACGAUAAAUGAAGAAAAUAUGGAAAUGUAAUAAAAAAAAAAUGAAAUAAAAAAUAUAUGAGAAAUGUGUGCAUGUGUCUUGAAGCCACUUAAACUAAUCACUGCAAGAUGUGCAAAUCGACACACGAAUAUUCAUUACUCUAGAAAUUGUACGAUGUAUCAUUGGUUGGUUAACUAUAGUGUCCUCUAUGUAACCAUUUUAAUUCAAUAAAGGUACCAAAUUCCACAAACACCAAA